This is a messenger RNA of Diprion similis, 1338 nucleotides long. RefSeq lists its product as uncharacterized. The record is from RefSeq and is a predicted model, not a curated record. The coding region runs from base 1 to 1338 and encodes 445 amino acids. The transcript is spliced from 2 exons. Lineage: Eukaryota; Metazoa; Arthropoda; Insecta; Hymenoptera; Diprionidae.
AUGGGUAUCGUUUAUAACAGACAUCCAAAGAAUAGGCAUAUCAGUCAGUCGACAUGUCCUGAUCAAGAAAUUCCGGCAAAUAAGAAUCCGAUUUUGCUGUUUCGUCGUCUGCUACGUACCAUGGAAGAAGAAAUCUUAAACAUUCAAACACCGGUCAUUUUCGACGAAUCCAUUGCGCAUUACGAAAUUCACGCUCACAAACCUUACGCCUCGUCAACAUUCAACAACAGCGAUGAAAUUCGAAUCACCGUUCAGCAUCAGGAUUUAUGCAUAUUACCCGGCAAAAGUUCGGUCCAUAUCCACGGACGACUCUUAAAAGCUGACGGAACAGCGACUGUGAACACGCAGUUCGUAAACAACGCCAUCUGUCAUUUAUUUGAAGAAAUUCGCUACGAAAUUAAUGCGGUUGAGAUCGACAGAAGCAAGAAUGUUGGCUUGACAAGUCUAAUGAAGGGUUACGCUUCUCUGAACCCUGGUCAGAGUUGGCUAAUGGAGAACGCAGGAUGGCUUGACGUGGAAGAGAAGAAAAAAUUAACCGAUGCCGAGGGUAAUUUUGACGUAUUGAUACCGCUCAGCACGAUACUGGGUUUCGCUGAAGACUACCGCAAGAUCGUUGUCAAUGCCAAACACGAGUUGAUUUUAACGAGAUCCAAAACUGAUGUGAACGCGAUUGUGCAGAGUCAAGAGGAGGAAUACAAAAUCGUGAUCAAUACAGCGGAAUGGCUCGUACCGUAUUUGAAACUUGCGGAUCAGAAAAAAGUUGACCUGCUGAAUUUCGUUGAGAAAGACCCGCCUAUUUCGAUGAGCUUCCGCAGUUGGGAAUUGUACGAAUAUCUUUUACUUCCCACUACAUCGAAACACGUUUGGACUGUGAAAACUUCCACUCAGCUUGAAAAACCUCGAUAUGUAAUUUUGGCCUUCCAAACAAGUCGAAAGAACAAGAUCGGCAAAAACGCAAGUCAUUUCGAUCAUUGCAAUGUCACGGACGUCAAGCUGUUUUUAAACUCACAAUCUUAUCCGUACGGUAACCUGAACCUAAACAUGAGUCGUAAUCUGUACGCACUCUUGUACGAGAUGUACGCAAACUUCCAAGCUACCUACCACGACAAGAACCCCGAGCCGUUGCUGACAAGGAGUGAAUUUCUUCAGAAGGCUCCCUUAUUCGUUAUUGACUGUUCAAAACAAAACGAAUCCUUGAAGUACGGACCCGUUGACAUCCGCCUUGAAUUUGAAGCUAAAGCCAACUUUCCCGCUGAAACAUCUGCGUACUGCUUGAGUGUUCACGAUCGAAUCGUUGAAUACAACCCACUCAGUGGUGGGGUGAAAAAGUUGGUAUAA